GGGUGGAGGCUGCGUCCCAUGACGGGGCGGGACUCGGUCGCUGCCCGGAUGUGGCGCCGAGCCCGUCGAGCCUGCCCAGCCCAGCGAGAGACGCCAGGGAGGCUGCCAGCUGCGGUUGAACGGCGCAAGGAGAAGACCACUUUGUCCGGACUCCAAGGGAAGAAUGCAGACGAUCAAAUGUGUGGUUGUGGGAGAUGGGGCAGUGGGUAAGACCUGCCUCCUCAUCAGUUACACAACGAACGCCUUUCCUGAGGAGUACAUCCCCACUGUCUUUGACAACUAUAGCGCCCAGACGUCUGUGGAUGGCCAAAUCGUCAGCCUGAACCUGUGGGACACCGCUGGCCAAGAGGAGUAUGACCGACUGCGAACGCUCUCCUACCCCCAGACCAAUAUCUUUGUCAUUUGUUUUUCCAUUGGCAACCCAUCCUCUUAUGCCAACGUGAGGCAUAAGUGGUACCCAGAGGUCUCCCAUCAUUGCCCCAACGUACCUGUUUUGCUGGUGGGCACCAAGAGGGACCUGCGGAGUGACCUUGAGACGGUGAAAAGGCUGAAGGAACAGAGCCUAGUGCCCACAACCCCUCAGCAAGGCACUUCCCUGGCUAAGCAGGUCGGGGCUGUGAAGUAUCUGGAGUGUUCGGCCCUGAUGCAGGAUGGGGUCCAUGAGGUAUUUUCGGAAGCUGUCCGGGCUGUGCUUUACCCUGCCACAAAGAAGAACACCAAGAAGUGUGUCCUCUUAUAGCUGCCAGGGUGCUGCUUGGGGACUGCACCUCAAAAGAAUUGGGGGUGGGGGGUGUGAUCCCUUUGACAGCAUUUAACAGUGCCAGCAUGAGCCAUUUCUCUCUUCUGGAAACCCUAGACUCCAGGUUAUUCGGCUUUUGGAGGAAUGAAGAGAGGCGAGUUUGUACCUGGUGGCUUCGAUGUUUGGUCUGAAUCUCUUAGAGGAAGUUUGAGAGCGUGUGAGUGUGCGUGUUUCCUGUGUCAAAGCCGUAAGAGGAGACGCCACCAAGUGCUGUUCUUUUCUGUCCUGGCCAGGCCACGACUGAGCAGAGCAGCCUCGUGCUGUUUUGGAGGCUUCUGCUUGGCUAGUUUUUAAAUCCAAUUUCAGCUUCCCUGGCUGUAUUUACCAUUGAACGAGUGCCUCCCAGAAGGACACGUUUCUCCAAGUUUUCAAAUCAUUGCCUUAAACUUUCUGCCAUAUUGAUUUCUGAAAAGCAUUUUAUGUAUGAUUCCUGGGUGUUUACCAGUGUUGACAUGUUCUUUCCAUUCUUGAGAUGAGACAGUUUUGCAAUAAUGGUUAAGCAGCAUUUUUCAGAGUUCUAGAUGAUAUGGCAAUAGAUGUUUCUUAAAAGGGUUCCUAUGGUCUAAUAAGGCAGGAAUCAGUGAUUUAAAUAAUGCUGAAUAGGUUCUUCUACUGCAGGGAUGUAUAAUUUUAGUAAGUAUGCAAUAUUUCCCAAACUUAUUUCAUUGAACUUUUUUGUUUUGGUCCCAUGUGACACCUAUUAACAUCUUUGGGAACACAGGUUCAGAGAUGCCGGGUUAAAAGGGUCUAGGAAUUCCCAGGGAGGAGACUGUGAAGAAAAAAAGCAUACGUGGUCCUGUUCUUUGUGAUGUUUCCCUCUUCAUGCCUUUGAGAGGAAUGCUUCCCAGCCACGGACUUGUUACUGGUUCCUCUCCCAUCCUCAGGAGGUGGGUUUGGCACUUAAGUCACGAUAGCGCACUGGAUGUGGGAUCUGAUGUUCAGCUCUGCUGUCUGAUUCUGCUAGCACUAUGGGCCUGGUAACGUGGAAUUAACAAUCGCUCUGAAAAGCUGUGUCUCUGCGGCUUCUGUGUGGCCCCUUUUUUCUGUCACCUUCUGCUUUAAGCAAAGACCACUGAAGACUAACCCCCUAAAUAAAACCAACCAACCAACCAGACGUCCUGCCAGUCAUGGUCAGGGGGUUCUAUGAUUCCCUGAGACUUCUGAUGUCAUUCCUUGGAGUCACUCUAAAGGCUACCUUGCUCUCUUCCUGUUCCUCCCUUCUCUCUACAUCUCCGUGUGUGUGUGUGUGUGUGUGUGUGUGUGUGUGUGUGUCGUUCCACCCUGUGUGCCUUUUGAGGUCUUUUCGUUGCUCGAAGAGACUUGGGGUACGUUGGGUCUCGAGACCACAGGGCUGUUGUCCCCCUCAUUGGGGUUUUGCUGGAGUUGCCCAGCCUGCCUUGGGGCUGUGGGAGUCAAGAGUCCACAUCCCAGUGGGCCUGCUGCCUUUUCUCCCUAGUUGUAUCUUUGCCCUUCUUCACGUGCUACAGAAGGAAAACAACUUCUCCACCUGGCAGAGAGUGGUUGGCAGCUCCUAUGUGUGCACAGCCUCUCACCCUGCCAGAAUAGCAUGGGAUUGAGAGUUUGGGAAAUGGAGCGGAAAGGAUCACAUACCUCCCCUUGGGGUAGGUGACAUGUCUGUGCUUUGCUCUGUGAUGGUCUUGCCUUUGCUCUUUGAUGAGAUAUGACCAGAGUAACCUCAGGCUAACUGAUCCUCCUGGAUAGGGUUGCCAGAUAAAAUAAUUUCUUUGAAAUUUUUUUUUCAGUGUAAGUAUGUACCGUGUAGUAUUUGAGACAUACACUAAACAAAUUGUUUGCCAUUUAUCAGAAAUCACAUUUAAUGGGUGCAUCCUGCCUUUUUAUUUGCUCAAUCUGGCAACCCUACACUUGGAUAAUCUGGAACCUGGAGGUCAAGCAAGUAUCAAGUCUUGAUAGAAGAUACAAGGUUAUGUAAAUUCUCUCUUCCUCCUAUUCUUCUGGUUUCCCUUUUCCCUCAGAUUGGCCUAAAGUGUUUGGUUUUGUUUUUCCUUUGUCACUGUGCCCUCCACUUCACACAGUACUUCACUGGUGUAUACUUCUACACCGAUUGUCUAAAGCUGCAGAGAAGCUGGGAUGAAUACUCUUGUCCAGCAUAUGCCUCCUAUCUCAAUGUCAAUGUACUGUCUCUCUCUUCUGGCGUGUGACCCAGGGCCUCCUGUGGAAGUGGCAGAGAUUCUAUAUGAACAGUGUGUUAACUGGAAGAGGGUGAGGUUGGCCCAGUAGCACUUCGGAAAGUGGGGCUCCUAUUAUAGUCACAUGGCCACCGUAGGCGUCAACUGGCCUGUGGGCAUGGUGCCCACUGACCACAGGCAGCUGAAUGAAAGUGUCUUCCAGUCUCAGGAUGUUCUGAUUGAUGCCACCUUGGGGGCUCACAGGACUUCAUGGUUGAAAGGAACUAGGACCAUGGCUGUCAUCUGUGUCUCUGGGACCUUUUGUUUAGCUACUGAAAUCUUUUAAGUUGGCUUUCAAUUGAAUAGUGCCUCCUACUUGCCCUUUGCUUGGCAAAUUCCCAAAUGUAAGCCUGGGUGUGGUUUGGGCAACUUGUGUCCUCUAAUAAAUGGAGGUGUGAUCCACAAGUCUGAGAGAGUGGUUUUGUAUUGGACUGAUUUAAUGGUUCUAAGCAUACACUGACAUCCUGGUUUUUAUACUUAAAAGAAAUUUGUAUGAAGACUAACAUGCUAAUAUCACUUUUAAGUUAUUCAUAAUGAAUGAUAAUAAACUUUUCUGAUUUUA
This is a messenger RNA of Vicugna pacos (alpaca), 3568 nucleotides long. Its product is annotated as rho-related GTP-binding protein RhoG-like. Gene Ontology annotation, biological process: small GTPase-mediated signal transduction. Gene Ontology annotation, molecular function: GTPase activity; GTP binding. The record is from RefSeq and is a predicted model, not a curated record. NCBI's taxonomy places the organism in Eukaryota, Metazoa, Chordata, Mammalia, Artiodactyla, Camelidae.